AUGCGUCGUAUAAUCAUUCUACUUGCAAUAUGCUCUGGUGCAGGAGCAAUUUUCAAUGCACUGUUCGGUGGUCUUGGGAGUCUAUUCGGAGGAGGAGGAGGAGGCGGCGGCGGCGGAGGCGGUUGCCCAUGCAAACCCUGUACGCCUAUGUGCCGUCCAAUGGGCGGCGGAGGUGGAGGAGGAGGCGGUUCAGGUGGAGGAGGUGCAACACCUGUUUACAUCAUCAAAGUUGAAUCUCCCGCACCGUCUCCUUCUUAUGGUGGUGGAGGAGGCUAUGGAGGCGGAGGAGGUGCAUACGCAGUUGGAGGCGCUGGAGGAGGAGGCUAUGGGCCUGGAGCAGCAGGAGGAGGCUACGGACCCAUAGGAGGAGGAGCAGGAGGCGGAGGAGCUUAUGCUAGUCCAGGACUUGGAGCAGGCGGUGGAGGCUUCCCCAGUGAAGGAUCGUAUGGCGGCGGAGGUGGUGGCGGUGGUGGAUUAGCAGCACCAGCCUUUGGAGGACUAGGCGGAGGAGGAGGCGCUUACGCCAGCCCAGGACUAGGAGCAGGCGGUGGAGGCUUUGCCAGUGAAGGACCGUUAGGAGGCGGAAAC
Messenger RNA from Haemonchus placei, 588 nucleotides. The record is from the annotation of a GenBank genome assembly. NCBI's taxonomy places the organism in Eukaryota, Metazoa, Nematoda, Chromadorea, Rhabditida, Trichostrongylidae.